Molecule: messenger RNA, 1109 nt
Organism: Arabidopsis arenosa
Lineage: Eukaryota; Viridiplantae; Streptophyta; Magnoliopsida; Brassicales; Brassicaceae
Source: the annotation of a GenBank genome assembly
GGUUUCAAACCUCUGCAAAGAUGGCCGGAGCUGUUUCUGCCGUCGAGCAACCGUUGAAAAUCAUCACCGGAGCUGAUGACUUUGGAGCGAGCCUCAAGGACGCGAUGGUAUCCCACCUCCGUUCUCUCGGCAUAGACGUGGAGGAUACCGGAGUGUCCUCGUACUACUCCGCCGGAUCUGAAGUCGGCCGCCGCGUCUCAGCUUCAUCGUCUUCCGAAGUUCGCGGUUUAGUCUGCUGCGGCACCGGCGUCGGAGUUGCGAUGUUCGCUAACAAGUUCCCCGGAGUCUACGCCGCCACUUGUCUCUCCGUCGAAGACGCCGUGAACGCUCGAUCAAUCAGCAACUGCAACGUCCUCGCACUCUCCGGUAUUAAAACCUCCCCGGAAACUGCCAUAGAAAUCUUCGACGCUUGGAUCAAAACUCCGUUCAAAUUCCCUUGUCCUGCAUCCGGAUCCGAGCCAUGGAGCUCAGAUAUCUCUUCCUUCCUCGACAAUUCUCUCUCCGAGAUGGCUCAGAUCGGAAAAUCAACCGCCGGCGAUUCAACAACCAAAAAGAUCGAUGAAACAACCGCGUCUUGCGCGAUUUGCUGCUUGGCGAAGAACAGAGAGUUCACUCCAGUGGACAUCAUGCCGGGAGGCUCGAUGAAGAUCGUGAGGGAGACGCCGACGUCUGCGAUUGUAAGAUUCAAAGCGGGAAGUGUGGAACCGGCGCAUCACCACACAUUCGGCCAUGACCUUGUAGUUAUGAAGGGGAAAAAGAGUGUGUGGAAUCUGAGCAAGAAGGAGAGAGCUGAUCUCAUUGACGGCGAUUACCUAUUCACGCCGGCUGGUGAUGUUCACCGAGUCAAGUAUCACGAAGAUACUGAGUUCUUUAUCACUUGGGAUGGCCAUUGGGACAUUUUCCUUGACGAAGAUCUCGAAACUGCAAAGAAAGCCAUCGAAGAAGAAGCUUGAACCUUUUGCCUCUAUUGUUUUCUUCAAUGUGUAAACUUUGUCUAGUCUUUUCUCUCGAAUGUUGUAAGCUUUGAGAAUAAACUUUCUGAAAUUGAUGUACUUUGUAAGAAUGUUUGAUUUCAAAAGAUUGUGUCAUAAUACAAAUGCUUUCUCUUA